CAAAAACUUCAAUUAAAACUACACACAUUCCUUACCUAUCAACAUUCUUAUCACAAUGGAGAGAGUGACAAAGAUGGUUUCAGAGAGACCAGUGGUGAUAUUCAGCAAGAGUUCAUGUUGCAUGAGUCAUACCAUAAAGACACUUUUUUGUGACUUUGGUGUGAAUCCAGCUGUUUAUGAACUUGAUGAGAUACAAAGAGGGAGAGAGAUUGAACAAGCACUUUCAAGACUUGGUUCUUCUCCAUCUGUUCCAACUGUUUUCAUUGGUGGCGAGCUUGUUGGUGGAGCCAAUCAAGUAAUGAGUCUUCACCUUAACCGCACUCUGAUUCCAAUGCUUAAAAAAGCUGGAGCUCUUUGGGUUUAAUUUCAUCAACUCAUAAGGCACACACAGCCACUUAAUAAAUUAAUUACCAGUUUUGGUUAUGAGGUAAUUAUGAGAUGAUAUAUAGAGAGAGAUUAUAGUCCGAGUCCUUCGUUUAGCCUUCUUUUUUAGGGGCUAAAUGCAAUGUUUUUAAUGUAAUGUUAUAUCUUUUUGUAGUGAGUUAAUAUAACAAGUUAUAUGAAUGAGUUGCAGAAUCGCUAUGAAUGUUAUAUCUUUUUAGAGGUGUGCUACUUUUACACCUUUUUCAUACACCUAUACUAGUACACCGUAUGAAACAGCAAGGGAAAUUUGUUUU
Molecule: messenger RNA, 677 nt
Organism: Vicia villosa (hairy vetch)
Lineage: Eukaryota; Viridiplantae; Streptophyta; Magnoliopsida; Fabales; Fabaceae
Product: monothiol glutaredoxin-S2-like
Exons: 1
Coding region: 56-364 (102 amino acids)
Source: RefSeq, a predicted model, not a curated record